This is a messenger RNA of Nerophis ophidion (straightnose pipefish), 2413 nucleotides long. Its product is annotated as gastrula zinc finger protein XlCGF57.1-like. The record is from RefSeq and is a predicted model, not a curated record. The coding region runs from base 327 to 1784 and encodes 485 amino acids. Gene Ontology annotation, biological process: regulation of transcription by RNA polymerase II. The transcript is spliced from 2 exons. NCBI's taxonomy places the organism in Eukaryota, Metazoa, Chordata, Actinopteri, Syngnathiformes, Syngnathidae. Gene Ontology annotation, molecular function: RNA polymerase II cis-regulatory region sequence-specific DNA binding; DNA-binding transcription factor activity, RNA polymerase II-specific.
CGGUGGAUGACGUCACACAGGAGGAAGAACAAAACAAGAUGGCGUCUGACGGAGAAUACGUUGUUUUGGUUAUUAUGGUUUCUAGGUCUUAAUUACAACGUACAUGUGCACAUGUGUGUCGUUUAACAGAGUAAACGUCGUUAUUAAUUGUUUGUAUGCGGAUACAUUAGUCUGAGUGCACUUAUACGUGCUAGCCUAGCCUGCUGGUUAGCUUAGCUUGUUAGCUGCUAACAAAGAGAGGCGGAAGUGAUCGACACAUCAAAGCAGAGAUCCAAUACGUCUGUGAAGAACAUCUUCUCCCUGAGCAACAGAAGUGGAAUUUCAGGAUGGAGCCACAGCCCUCCCACAUUAAAAAAGAAGAGGAACACCCACUGAUCCCCCAUUUUAAAGAGGAAGAGGAUGACCCACGGACCACUGACAUCAAAGAGGAAGAUGAGGACCCACUGAGCCCCCAUUUAAAAAAAGAAGAGGAGGAUCCACUGACACCACGUUUUAAAGAGGAAGCAGUGGAUCAACUGAGCCCUCACAUUAAAGAGGAAGAGGAGGAACACAGCAUCAGUCAGGAGGGAGAGCAUCUUGAUUGGUUGGAGGAGUUCCCAGUCAUUGUUGUCCCUGUGAAGAGUGAAGAUGAUGAGGUCAAAGGUGAGAGUGAGGAGAGGGGAGGGGGGGAGCCUCCAAGCAGCAGCUCAACUCAACACAUGACGACAGAAGCUGAUGGAGACCACUGUGGAGGAUCACAAGCAGACAAGCUCUUAGCUCCACUAUCAGAUAGUGAGGACACAACGUCACACUCUCCUGACACUGAUGAUGAAGACUCUAAAGAUGAUAAGACAUGUCACACUGACAACACACACUUCACAUGUUCUCUCUGUGGCAAAACUCUUAAAUCUCCUGGUAAUUUGAAAAGACACAUGAGAACACACACUGGAGGAAAAGUCUUUUCAUGCGCAAUCUGUUGUAAAGAUUUUACUCAAAGGAAAUAUUUGAAAGUACACAUGAGAACACACACUGGAGAAAAACCUUUUUCCUGCUCAGAAUGUGGUAGAAGUUUUGCAACAAAUCAUACCUUAAUAACACACAUGGCAACACACACCGGAGAAAAACCUUUUUCAUGUUCAGUCUGCGGUAAAGGUUUAACUCAUAGGCAACAUUUGAAAGUACACAUGAGAAUACACACUGGAGAAAAACCUUUUUCCUGCUCAGAAUGUGAUAAAAGUUUUGCAAUAAAUCAUAGUUUAAAAGUACACAUGAGAACACACACCGGUGAAACCCCUUUUUCAUGUUCAAUCUGCGGUAAAGAUUUUACCCAAAGGAACAAUUUGAAAUUACACAUGAGAAUACACACUGGAGAAAAACCUUUUUCCUGCUCAGAAUGUGGUAAAAUUUUUGUAACAAAUCACAACUUAAUAGCACACAUGGCAACACACACUGGAGAAAAACCUUUUUCAUGUUCAAUCUGCGGUAAAGGUUUAACUCAUAGGCAACAUUUGAAAGUACACAUGAGAAUACACACUGGAGAAAAACCAUUCUCCUGCUCAGAAUGUGGUAAAAGUUUUGUAGUAAAUCAGGGUUUGAAAGUACACAUGAGAACACACACUGGAGAAAAACCUUUUUCAUGUUCAGUGUGUUGUAAAAGUUUUAAACUAAGACAUCAUUUGAAUGUACACAUGAGAACACACACAGGUGAGAAAGUGUGGAGUUGCAGUGUGUGUGGUGAAAGAUUCUCUUCUAAGUCCCAGUGUAAGAAACACAAGUGUGCUGGUGAGAACAGCAGCAGCAAAUGAAGAUGCAGGAUUUGAAACAAACUUUCCAACAACAUCAGCACAUAUAACAUGUGUGACAUCAUUGUUUUGAUGAUUCUAACAUUUAUAGAUUAGACACUUCAGAUUAGUGCUUUUAUUUCAGUCAAGUACAUGAGUUAAUAUACACAUUUGUGUAUUUUUUAAUAUGAACGGAACAAUUUGUUUGAGAAGGUGUGAAUAAACAGUACAUAACAUGUUACAUAUUUGUAGAUAUUCAUAAUUCACUUGUAUACUUAUUCAUAUUAGUGUCUUAUGUAUGUUUUUGAAAUAAUGAAAUGUUACAUAUUUUAUUUUCUAAUUGUGGAUGAUUUCCAUAGAUGAACUCCUUUAUAUGAUGUACAUAUUUGUUUUACAUGUGUUCAUACCUUUGCUUUUGAGUACACAUAAAUCCCUCUUAGUUCAUAUUUACUGGUUCACAUCUGAAACAUCUUCUGGACCACUUCUGGAAGCAUAUUAUUAUUUACUUUAUACAUCAUUUGAACAGUUGUCUUUUACUCUCUUUUGUAAUAUGAAUAUUGUUUUGUGAUUGUUUUAUAUGUAUGUCCCCAGACCUUUAUGCAAUAAACCAAGGGUCGGGAACCUUUUUGGCUGAGAGAGCCAUGAAAGCCAAA